Rotaria sordida is the source of this 6831-nucleotide messenger RNA. The record is from the annotation of a GenBank genome assembly. Lineage: Eukaryota; Metazoa; Rotifera; Eurotatoria; Philodinida; Philodinidae.
AUGGCUGAUCCAAUUCAAAAACUUAAAAAUGAUAUAGCUUUAAAUAAUGUAGUGAUAUUUAUUGGGAGUGGUGUAUCUAUUUAUACAGCAAACGAUGAACAAAAAGUAUCUGAUUGGAAAGGAUUAUUAAAACAUGGAUUACAACAAUGUUACCAUUCAGGAUGGAUGAGUGAUGAAGAAUUUGAGGAUUUCGAUACUAAGUUCAACAGUAGUACAGCAGAAGUUGACGACUAUUUACUUGCUGCCGAUCAAAUUAAGACUUAUUUCCAAAUGGAAAAUGAUAAAAUAAAUAAUGAUCUUUACAAAACAUGGUUAAGAGAAACAGUAGGAAAUUUAUCAGCUAAAAGACUGGACCUUGUUAAAUCUAUAGGAGAAUUAGGAUGCUUGAUUUUAACAACUAACUAUGACUCAUUGCUUGAAGAUGUACUUGGCAAAAAGUCAUUACGUUGGAAUGAAUAUUAUUCUAAUGGUAUUGAUGAUUCCUUAGAGAAUCUCAAAGAUUAUAUUCUACAUGUAUAUGGACAUUUUGAAGAUAUAGAUAGUAUAAUUUUCAGUAGCCAUGAUUAUUAUCGACUUUUUGAAAAUGAAUCUAGACAAUCAAAAUUAAGAGAAAUUAUGGAAACAAAAACUUUGUUAUUCAUUGGAUAUGAUGUCGGGAUAUUUGAUCUAAAUUUUUACAGUUUAUUAAAAUGGAUAUCUUUUGUAAUAGAUGACAAACCAUCAUCCAUGUAUAAACUUGUUAAAUCCAAUAAAUAUAAUAUGUUUCAUCAAAUAUCAGAUACUUCCUUUUUGGAGAAUAUUAAGGAAGUUCCAUAUGGCAAUAAUGCGGAAGAUUUAUUAGAAUUUCUAAAAAAUCUCAAAUCGUUUACACCAUUAAUACGUGAAAAUUUAUUAUUAACAGAGAAAAAAGAAUUUGUUCGUAAAAAAUAUUUGAAUUAUCUUAUCAACGAAUAUGCACAUGUAUCAAUUAUUGGAUAUUCUAAUACUAACAUGAGUUUACCUUUGGAAAGUGUCUAUGUAGAAUUAAAAUUUGAUCCAACACAUCCAUCAAUUAGAGCAAUGAAAAUGCUCGAAAUCACUGAAGAGUUUAAACGUAAACUUUUCUCUCCUGGCUUUUUUAAUGAGCAUGAAAGGCAACAAUUGAACAGAGCUAUCAUAGAAAAAAAUGCUUUCAAUUCUGAAAUGUACUGUAGAGACUUCAUGAUUGAUCAAUGGUUAAAUGUCUUGUUAAGCAACAAAAAUAUAUUUACUGAUAAUGAGGCGAAUGCUAUCAAAACAAAAGUAAAUCGAUUAAAACAAAAUAUUCUGGAACAAAAUAAUUUUAAAGAAGCAAGGCAAUAUCAAAUUCAACAAGCAUACAAUGAUUUGAAACAUUUCAUAGUCUUAGGUCAUCCUGGUUCAGGUAAAACUACAUUGUCGAAAUGGUUGGUCAUCAAUAUGGCUAAGCAAUGUUUAGGUAAAAAGAAUAUGUUAUUUGAUCAUAUUUAUUCUAGGAAAGAGAAAAUACCAAUUCUUAUUCCAAUAUGGAAAUAUGUUGAUCAAAUAAAAGAAAAUCAUAAUGAAAACAAAUCUACUUUGCUUCAGUUUAUUUAUGAAAAUCCUACUUUUGACUCAACAUUUUUCAAUAAUGAAGAACGAAUAGAAUUAUCAUUUUUAAUGAAAGAAUCAUUAGUAGAAGGAAACGUUUUAGUUAUAUUCGAAGGCUUAGAUGAAGUUCCUAUUCAUGUAGAUCGAUCUGAUUUAAUAAAGGAAAUAAACACAUUAUUAGAACGAGGAAUAGAUUAUGAUGUAAUACAUAAUAAACUUAUUUAUUCAAUUUAUGAACAAAAAGAAAUACAUAAUACUAGAGAUCCUACAAUUGGAAAUCGAUUUAUCAUAACAAGUCGUAUUGAAGGAAAUUAUUUUGAAGAUAUCAAUUUUUUUAUUCCAAGAUUAACUAUUGAAGAUAUGUCUAAUGAUGCUCUCAAAUUAUUUUGUAGUUCAUAUAUGAAAUGUAUUAACGAAAUUUCAAUUAAAGCUGGAAGAAUUAUGAAACAAAAUGAUACCGAUCAAUUAUAUAAUGAUAUAACGGAAAACAAAGAUAUUUUUCAUUUGGCAAUUAAUCCACAAUUAGCCAGUGUAAUUGCUGCAGUUUAUAAUCAAUGCGAAGGUCAAUUACCAGAGAAAAGAAUUGAUUUAUAUGAAAAAGCCAUCGAAAAAAUGAUAGAACGAUUAAUAACGCUUUAUAUCGAUUCUUCAACAAAUUACCUAGGCAAAGAGUUUGGACUCAAUGCCACUAUGAUUUGGUCAAUAUUACAAGAAAUAGCUGAAUAUCUUCAUAGUAAAGUUGAAGGAUUAUCAGAAAAGAUGUUAAAAGAGAUAAUAAGAAAAUGUUUAUUAGAUUAUCAAAAACAAUCAUCGAAAAGUCUAGAAACAAAGAUUGACAAAUUAAUCUCAAACCUUGUAGAUAUUUUUAAAUAUCAAGCAGGUAUACUCAAUGAAUUUGGUCAUAAUAGUUUUCGAUUUAUACAUCGUACGUUUCAAGAAUAUCUUGCAGCUAAAAGUAUUAUCAUUCAUAAUGGAAUCGAACAAUCUGAAGAUAUGAUUUAUCACAAUAUUCAUAGUAAAAUUGGUAUUCCCAAUUGGAGAGUUCCUCUUAGUAUGACAUUUGGAAUUUUGAGUAAAUCAAUUGAAUAUAGUCUAUUAUUUAACAAUAUUAUUAAAAGAUUAUUAAAAGAUGAGAAAACUUCAUCGAAUAUGCAAUCUUCUAUACUUCUAGUACCAUUUGUUAUUAUUGAUUCAUUAAAUGACAUGCAUUUUUCAUCUAAAGAUACAGAACAUGAAUUGAUUCGGAAAUUAGCAGAUAUGUUGUUGUUUGAUUAUGAAAAUGUGUCUGGUUUUUCACGCUUAAAAGAACAUCAAGAAUUGAUACAAUCCUAUUUCUUGAAAUUGAAAAGAAAAUAUGAUAAUAUAAUGGCAGAAUGGUUUAUUGAAAAGCUUAAUCAUGAAGAUGAUGUUGCUCCAUGUACUAAUAUUAUUUAUCAAUUGAAAUGGUAUAAUCCAAAAUUUCAUGAAAUAUUUCUAAAGAAUUUACAUAAUGAUUCUAUAAUUUGGAAUUGGCCAAUCGAUUCGAUCCUACGAUUCUAUUCAAAUGAAAUUAAAGAUGAAGUAGUUUUAACUCAAUUAAAAUUCAAAAAUACAAUAAAUAAAAAUCCAGAAAUGAUCAAAUUUAUUGUAAACAGCAAUGCUUGGCUACCUUUAAUUAUAGCUCUUUAUGGAGGUUAUAAGAAUUAUAAGACUCCAUCAAGUAUUUCUGAAUAUUAUGAAAUAGCUCAAUUUCUAGAUUUAAGCUCUAUGGAAAGAGCACCAUUUACUUUUUACUAUCAAGAAAUUUGGGAUAGGGAUGAUGCAGCUUAUAGCAUGGCUGUAUAUCUUGAUACAAAAAUAAAGAAAGAACGCUGGACUGAAAAGCCAAUAUUUGAUAAAAAUGACAUCUACAAGGAGUCAUUUUUGACAAAUAAAAUCCUCGAACUGCUUCAUGAAGGAAAAUCUACGAUAGAAUUAAUAGAAGACUUGCAUAAACAAAUCAACAGUCAAAAAUUAAGUAAAAGUGAAAAAGUAGAAAUAUCCAUCGCAUUAAUCGCUUUGGGUGACUUCGACUUCAUAAAUGUUCUUAUAGCAGAAGAAGAAGAAACAUUCAUAAAAAACUUCAGAAACAGAAUCGAACAACUUAUUGAUAUUUUGAAAGAUCCAAUUGCAAGAUGGUCUUCUCAUAUUUCCAAAUAUUUACUUGAAAUUUAUAAUGGUAUGAAAGCGAAUCAGUCACUGUAUGACAUUAACUUUUUACAUUAUUGCAGAAUAUAUUUAUCCAUACUAGCCAAUAGCGGAGCUUUGCCAAUAGACACUAGGAUAUUAGCAGAAGCUGUAGAUAAUAUUGAAGAUAAAUAUAGUUUAUAUGCAGAAUAUUUUGCCUUUCAGAUCGCUGGUAUGGCUAAUAAUUUCCAAUAUCAAGUCGCUGUAUUAUGUGACCAGUGCAUUUCGUCAAGUGAACCUGAUCAGAUUAUAAAAUCAUUUUUAAAAAUCAGUGAUACAAUUCAGAUUUAUAGGCCAGUUCGAGGGUAUCCAUGGGUCACAGACAUAUUUACUUUUAAAUUAAACAAUGAUGAUGAUGCUGAUGUUGAUAUACCAAUAGCAUUGUUCAACUGUUUAGAGAAUAUCAAUACAAAUAUAGCAUACUUAGUGGAUACCGUUUCUGAAACUUUUCGUAAAAAAGAAUAUUUCAAGAAAAAUUCAGAAUUGAUUCCAUUGGUUGUAUUGUUACAUUUUGGAAUUAUUUCAAAAGACAGUGAUAGGUUAAGGAUUUACAAAAAUUUACUACCUGAAUUAGCUGAACAGUAUGAUGUAAAAGAAUUUUUAUUUGAAAGAAUUCAAUCCAUGUGUAAUCCAUAUUAUAAAUCAAGAGCAUUAUAUCAAUUAGCUGAAUUUUAUGAUGAAAAAAGUUAUGAAUUGCUAAAUGAAUCAUUUAUAUUAACAAAAAAUAUUCAAGAGCCAACGUUAAAAUUUCAAGUAUUAGAAAAAAUUUUUAGCAUUACUCAUUAUAAAGAAGUAGAUCGCAAACUAUUCAUUCAAAAAAUUGUCGACGAGUUAAUUUUAACAUUUGAAAAUAUUGAUGAUCUUCAUAAUCGAAUUAUUGCAUCAAUAAGAUUAUCAUUUUAUGGAUCAAGAGAAUUUCGAAAAAAAUAUUUAACUAUUGCUAUAGAAACACUUGAUCGAAUGAAUGAAGAUAAUGACAAAAUCAAAUUAAUUAUUAAAUUGAAAUCAUUAAUUAUUAUCUACGAUGAUCUUCUAAUCAAAAUAAAUGGAAUGAUAGAAACACUCAAGAAUAAAAUGUAUAAUUAUUUUGUCAAUUCUUAUUAUGGAAGAAUAUUAUUUACUGAAACAUUACAAGUUUCUAAGUCAAACGUAAAUUUAGAAAAUGAGAAUGAUAACAAAGAAAUUAUCGAUCUUUCAAACUAUACAGAACUUCAAUCUUUAUUUGUAUUGGUUGCACAAUUGAAUGAUACAAAAUUAAUUAUGGAUAAAACAGAGAGCACUGAUCAAUUAUGGAUUCAUCUUUUUAAAGAUACUGAUAAUCAGUCCAAUAUAGAAAAAAUAUUAACUAUUGGUUUACAUGAUGGAAUAUUUUUGACACCACAAGUAGCCAUUAUUAUAGAUGAAUUAAUAGAAAAAGGAAAAGAGGAUCAUAUAUCUAUGCUUUUUCCCUAUAUUAUAAAACCUUCAAAUGAAGUAUUACCUGUUGUUCAGCGAUGGUUUACUCAAAACAAUAAUAAUAAUAAUCAAAUUAAAAAUCUAGCAGCUCUUUUACUUGCAGAAACCAGGCAUGUUUUUGAAUCAGUUAUCGAUACAAUUAUUGAUUUGCUCAAAAGUGAUAAUGAUCAAAUGAGAUAUCGAGCUCAACGAAUUUUUCAACAUCCAGAAAGAGAUGUUAAAGAACCCAGCAAGAGACUAUCUGUAUUAGGAGAAAAAACAAUGAUGAAAAUUCUCGAACAUGCUCUAGUGAAAGAGCAUCUUCCAAGAGUUCGUGCUUAUUUUUUUACAUUUUUCUACGACUUACUAUGGGAUGAUCCUGUAGUUUUUCAUAACUUAAGUCAAAAUAUGAAUCAAUUACAAGAGAGAAACUCUGUUAGUGAAAGAAGAAUUCAAUUUCUCGAUAGAAUUUAUUUUAUUAAUAAUCAUACUUGGAAUUCAAUAAUGCAAACUUUAGAAUCAUCUUUAUAUCCAUUGUAUAUAGAAAAAUUACUUCAUUCUACGAUGCAUUUAGCAAGACGUUCUCAGAUUAUAGAAGAUGAUUGGAUUAAAUUUGCAAGAUUAUUAGCAGUGUCUGACACAUGUCAAUUUCAAGAGCAUGUAUACUUUUCACAUACAGAUAUAGAACUAAUACAAGUAAUUCUUGAUGAAGUUUCUGCUUCAACAACUAUUACUGAUGAAACAUAUUUUGAAAAUCUUGAAUCAAUCUUAAUCAUUCAAACAACCAUUAAAGUUGAAGAUCUUUCACGACAGAACUACGAUCAAAUCCAACAUAUAGGUCGUUGUAAUUUUACUGUUUCAAAUGAUGUAAACAAAACAAUAUUAAAUUUAUUAAGUAAUUUUUCGAUAAAUAUUGUUCUAAUGAAGAAUUUAAUUCAAUGGUUAAUACUCAAAAUGAUAAGUUUUAAUGGUUUUGAUGAUACUAUAUUUGAAUUGAUUCUAUGUGAAACUUUAUUAUCUUUGGUUUCUGCUUGUGUUCAAAAGGAAGAUUAUUUGUAUCGAAAAAUAACAAAUUCUCCAAAUUUUAAUAAAGUUCAAAUGAUUCAACUGUUGGAGAAAAUGCUUAAUUAUCAUCCCUAUUUUCCAGCAAGAGGUAAUGCUUUUAUAUUACUUUCAGCUAUGGAACAGUUUGAUCAUAAAGUAAUUAUCAAUGCUAUGAACACAUUAUUUGAUGAAAAUCUUGUGAAAGAAUAUUCCGUGAUUGGAGUUCCUCUCAUUCGUUUAUCAUCUGAUGAAUUGAUUGAUGAUUUAAUGGUAUAUUUGAAAAGUGAAAGUGCCAUAAAAGUUUAUGAAAUAUUAAAAAUUUUAACAGAAUUUGCUUUAAAUGAAAAAAUAGAUAUGAACAGCAAAUCAAAAAUUAUGAAUUACUUAACAAAUGAAAUUGUACAAUUAAAAUCAAAGAAACUUGUUAAUUAUUACUAUACAGACAUUAAAAUUCCUUUCACAACAACAUUAGAACAUGAAUAUUAUAAAGCAUGGAUUAAAAUACAAGGACUCUCGGGUAAAGCACAAUAUUCAAUCAACAUUAAAGAAUCAAACAAAUAA